GUUUGGCCCUUUUCUGUAUUCAUUUGGCUGGCGCUACCUAGCUUUUUCAGCGGGCGGCUAUCUUAGACGCAAUCACUUCAAUCUAUGAGACGCUCUGGGGCUUGCAUUAAACAAUCAGACCGUAUUUGAGGUGGUGGUGCGCUGGCUGGCACUGCAGAAUGGCCAUCCGCUUUUCGGUCAACAGUUUUCCAAAGGACGGUGCUGUGCUUGAUGACACCGGCCUGCCCUGGGGCUGUGUUGUCCAGCCUUUUGCUAUAAGCGACGCCCAACCCCUUCUUGGUGCUGACACCAAUCUAACCAGCGCAUCUGAUGUGGCGCGCUGCGAAGAAUGCUUUGCAUACAUCAAUGCUGCGUGUCGCAUCAAGCCUUACUGGUGGCGGUGCGCACUCUGCGACGCGGAGAACCAGUUUGCAGGGGAGCAGCUGGCGCGCUACAGCAACCAGGUGCUGUUGAGUCAGCGCAUGGAGCUGUCCCCGGGGCUGGUGGAACUAGACGUGCCGGUGGAGGAGGACCGGGAGGUCGGGAAGGACAUCCACACACGGCCUGUGUACAUCGCUGCAGUCGACCUCUCUGCCGGAGAGGACUUCCUCGAGCUAGUCAAGAGCGCGCUGCUGGCGGCGCUCGAGGCGCUCCCUCCCGCUGCCCUUUUUGGCCUGGUCACGUUCAGCCACAAGUUAGGAUUGUACGACUGUCAAGGAGACAUCCCCGUCGUCAAGCACGUGUUCAUCCCUCCCUCCACGGACUCCACCCUUCCCCUCGACCUGGAUGACGUCAUGCCACUCGAGGCGCUGCUCGCGCCGGUUGACGUGUACAAAGAUCAGAUCAGCAACGCCCUGGACACUUUACACCCCACCUCUAGUUGGGAGCGCACAACUGCGGCGGGGCAGCCGGGCGACGGAAGCGGGGGGGUGGGGGGCCGGGGGUUCGGGACGGCGAUGACCGCUCUACUCAAGUACGUGGGGGGAGACGAGAACCAGCUAUUUGUCGGGGCCCGCCUCUUUGCUUUCCUCUCUGGCCCUCCCGACUACGGCGCCGGUGCGCUCGACACCUCGCGCUUCUCCGAUCAUGACGCAAACGGGGGUGACGACGAAGAUAAGGCGUUGCUGUCGGAGCAGACCCCCUACUACAGCGACCUCGCCGCCCUCGCGGUUCAGAGCGGCGUGUGCUGCGAUGUGUUUGUAGUUUCGGAAGGUUACUGCGACUUGGCAUCGUUAGAACCGCUGUGCAGUCAAAGCGGGGGCACGUUAUGUCUGUACCAGCGGUUGGAGGAGUGCACGCUUCCACAGGAUAUGUAUCGCAUGCUGCGGCGGCCGCAUGCGUUCGGCGGGCUGUUACGGCUGCGCACGUCGCCCGAGAUGCGCAUUGUGGCAGCUUACGGGCACUUUGAGGAGGACACGCAGUACGAGAACUUGCACCACAUCAUCUCCUGCGACCCGCACGAUACCUACGCCUACGACUUCGACUUCGUCAACGCAAAUGGCUUCGGCACGUUACCGGAGGAUCAGCCCGUGGUCCAGAUGGUGUUCCAGUACACGGUGAUGCUGCCCCGGGAGGCCCAACCGAGGGAUGGGGUGACCGACAAUGGCGAGCCGUCGGCAUCCAGCCCGACCAGCAACGGCGACCACAAGACUCAAUUGGGCUACGUGUUGCGGCGGCGCAUGCGGAUCCGUACGGUGCAGUUGCCGAUCGCGAGAACGGCAGAGGACCUCUUCGACCACGCGGAUCCGGAGAUCGUACUCUCGUUGCUGACGCACAAGCUCAUCCGGGCGUCCCUGGAAGAGGGGCUCAAAGAAGCGCGAAUACUCGUGCAGGACUGGUUGGUUAUCUUAACCGCCCACUACAACGUCGCGUUCGAGAUGGCGCGCUUCGGCCGCGUUCCCGAAUCCGUUGACACCAGCCUCCGCGGAUGCCCUCCCCUUCAGUCGCUUCCCCGCCUAGUGUUUGCGCUGCUGCGCGGGCCGCUGUUGCGCUUCCACCGCGAGGGAGUGCACCCGGACGUCCGAACGUACCUCCAGUUCCUCUACUCGUCCCUCGACCCCCAGUGGCUGCUCCGCGCCACGUACCCCGUCCUCAGCUCCUACGUCAGCCCCGACAAGCCGGCCUACCCGCGGCACUCCCUCAGCCGCGCUGCACUCGUCACCAGCGGCAGCCCCAUCUUUCUUCUGGACGCGUUCACCACGCUCAUCGUGUACUAUGCGCAGAAUGCGCCGACGGAGCUGCCCUUUCCGCCGCCCCAGGACUGCCUCAUCAGGGAAACGAUAAACCAGCUCAAGAAGGAGCGGGUGAUCACGCCGCGCCUGCUGAUGCUGCGGGGCGGCCACGACAACGUGGAAGCGUUCGAGCGGUACUUGAUCGAGGAGCAGGACGUGGACGGCGCGGGCGCGGCCACCGGGAUGGGCUUUGUGGCCUUCAUGAACACGAUACGACAAGAGACGGAGGAGUUCCUCAAAACGCCUUCAUAACGUCGAUACGUUGAACAAUAGUGCGUUGUUGAAUGGGAUGUAUGCUUAUUCCACGCAGUGUUCUGCUCGGAUGCGAAUCAAUAACAGGACGAAAGCGAUUGCGGUCCAUGGAAGACUCCCGAGCUUUGCUCGGUAAUUGAGGCCAAAUGCCCGUGCUAGGGGCCU
Molecule: messenger RNA, 2627 nt
Organism: Klebsormidium nitens
Lineage: Eukaryota; Viridiplantae; Streptophyta; Klebsormidiophyceae; Klebsormidiales; Klebsormidiaceae
Source: the annotation of a GenBank genome assembly